Racocetra persica is the source of this 627-nucleotide messenger RNA. The record is from the annotation of a GenBank genome assembly. NCBI's taxonomy places the organism in Eukaryota, Fungi, Glomeromycota, Glomeromycetes, Diversisporales, Gigasporaceae.
CUUGAUACAAAAAUAAAAAACAAUUGGUUAGUUAACCUUAAUGAAUUAGCAAAAAAUGAAGAAACUACAGAGCACGAAUAUCAUACAUCACUAAAUGAAGAUGUAAGGAAAGAGAAGAUGAUGUACUCCAGCUACCUGUUAGAUUCACGGAAAUCUAAGCAUCAAAUUGACAGAGUAGAAGAAAUAACAUCAACCAAAAGGCGAAAAGAUUUAACAAAUGUAUCACUUGAAGAUGAUGGUAGAAGUAAUACUACCAACAUUGUGUAUUCUGGAAAAAGUAUGGAUGAUAGGUCAAUAUUAGAGUCAGCAGAUUCGAAAAUGAAUCAAGUGAAUAAUAAUUUGCAUUCAUCAUCAUCUGUUCCAUCUUCUAACGUUAAUCGUGAAGAAGCUAAAAUUCAAAAUUGGGUUGAAUGGCAGGCAAAAGAUGCCAGAAUAAACUGGCUUGAAGAAAUGAAUAUGAAGCAGAUCUCGGAGUUGGAUAGAAUAAAGGAUAUAAACAUGAUGAUGUACUCCGAGUUAGAGCAAGCAAAAGAUGAAAAAAGAGAAGUCGAAGCCGAAAAAAGGAUCAUAGAAGAAAAAAAGGAUCUAUACUUAUGUGCUUUUUUAGUAGAUUCUUGGGAGUUAUAA